AUGAGGAUCAUUUUAGGAUCAACAUCAAAAUGGCGCCAUGAAAUUGCAACAAGAGCUCUUAACAUGACAAUCGAGAUGAUGGAAGCAAACAUUGACGAAAAGGCAGCAGCACGUGAAGCUCAUCCAAAGGAUCCGGCCGAGCAUGUAUCUGCAAUUGCUAAAGGAAAACUCGACAAAAUCUUUAGUAUGGUUACUGGAGACCCAGCUAUUGUAAUGUGUUAUGAUACAGUUGUUGUUUAUGACAAUCAAAUUUUAGAAAAACCUGUUGACCAUGAUGAUUUAGUUAGAAUGGUUAAAUUAUGGGCAGCAAAAGAUCGUGUUACAUCAGUUUAUACAGCAUUAGCUAUUGGUCGCACAGAUACAGGCGAAAGAAUUAAUGAAGUUCAUGUUUCGCAUGUUAUUAUGACAAGAGAUUUAACUCCAGAGGAAUUCGAUAAAUACAUCAAUGGCAAAUAUACCAAAUAUUCUUCUGGCGCAUUAAUUACCGAAGAUAUUCUUGAAAUUAGUGCUUGCAAGCUUGAUGGCAAUCUCGAUACAAUCCAAGGGCUUCCUGUUGAAGCAACAAUUAAGGCAGUUAAUCUUUUACAAAGCCAAUAA
Trichomonas vaginalis G3 is the source of this 597-nucleotide messenger RNA. RefSeq names its product maF-like protein family. The record is from RefSeq and is a predicted model, not a curated record. Gene Ontology annotation, molecular function: nucleoside triphosphate diphosphatase activity. The transcript has a single exon. The coding region runs from base 1 to 597 and encodes 198 amino acids. Lineage: Eukaryota; Parabasalia; Trichomonadida; Trichomonadidae.